Erpetoichthys calabaricus (reedfish) is the source of this 1451-nucleotide messenger RNA. RefSeq names its product activation-induced cytidine deaminase (gene aicda). Gene Ontology annotation, cellular component: nucleus; cytoplasm. The coding region runs from base 72 to 668 and encodes 198 amino acids. Gene Ontology annotation, molecular function: cytidine deaminase activity; zinc ion binding; RNA binding. Gene Ontology annotation, biological process: cytidine to uridine editing. The record is from RefSeq and is a predicted model, not a curated record. The transcript is spliced from 5 exons. Lineage: Eukaryota; Metazoa; Chordata; Cladistia; Polypteriformes; Polypteridae.
AGACACACACACACACACACACACACAAAUGCAUAUAAUCUUAUUCUGAACAACCAAACACACAGAGUGCAAUGGACAGCGUGUUCAUGAAACAAAAAAAGUUUAUCUACCAUUACAAAAAUUUACGUUGGGCCCGAGGUCGCCAUGAAACAUAUUUGUGUUACAUUGUUAAACGACGGAACAGCCCAACAUCUGACUCAUUUGAUUUUGGAUUUCUGAGGAAUCGAUCAGGAUGCCAUGUUGAGGUCCUUUUCCUAAAGUACAUGAGUGCCUGGCAGAUUUACCCAGGACGCAGUUACUCAGUUACCUGGUUUUGUUCCUGGUCACCAUGUUAUGACUGUGCUCAGCACCUUGCAGACUUCCUCAUUCAGUUUCCUAAUCUGCGGUUGCGCAUUUUUGCUGCACGAUUAUACUUCUGUGAAGAAAAUAAUUCUGAACCUGAGGGACUGCGAAGACUCCGGGCUGCAGGGGCACACAUUGGAGUAAUGACUUUCAAGGACUAUUUUUAUUGUUGGCACACCUUUGUUGCUAGUCGGGAUCGAAAGUUUAAACCUUGGGAAGGUUUAAAUGAGAACUCUAUUCGACUUUCAAGAAAACUAAAACGCAUCCUUCAGCCAUGUGAUGAAGUGGAAGAUCUAAGAGAUGCCUUCAAGCUACUUGGACUCUAAAAGGAGCUUAGACAUUUUAAACAUUUUUACACAAAUUUAUACUCUUUCUUUAGCUCCUAGACAAAGGAACAGCUUUCAUGAACAGACUUUUAACCAAGUUUAUAAUUGAACUUUAAUAACAUAUUCAUAACAGCUGCUAUCCAUCCAUCCAUUUUCCAAUUUUUAGUCAUUUAAGAUUGACAGUGUUAUAUUAUGUGACUCAGUCUUUCUGUCUUGUCUUUUGAGAUUUACAUCUUAUAUUAUCCAAAAAUGUGACUUUCCUUCCGCAGUCGGUUAAUCAUUUAUUUCAUUUUGGCUUUUGACUCCAAGUACGAUCACGUUGGGUAUAGAAAACCAAGUGAAAACAUAAUAUAAAGCAGGACAAAACAGUCCACGUCAGUAUUACAGUGUUUGCUAAACAGAUUCAACACUUUUUAUCACAAGUAGUCUUUCAGUUUGCAUUGUAUUUAUUUGUGCUCGUUUCACUUUAUUAUUUGAUGUGCAUUAACCUCUCUUGUACUAUGACAGCAAAUUCCUUUGCAAUGAUGCACGCUGUAAGUUGAAAUUCUAGCAUUAGUAGCUGUUAGAUUUAUAUUGCACUCAUACAUUAUGCCAAACUACACUGAAAAUAUGGUGCUGGUCAAAUUAAAUAAUUAAAAAAUAAAUAAAUGUACACAAUACUGGUAUAUUUUUAAUAAAAUGAAAUGUGCAAUAUUUUUCUUCUUUGGAAAUUCUUUUUUUUCCAAUACAAUUAGCUUAUGAACUAAAUUGCCAUAUCAUAAUACAUAAAAUUGAACAACCCAG